Prorocentrum cordatum is the source of this 339-nucleotide messenger RNA. The record is from the annotation of a GenBank genome assembly. Lineage: Eukaryota; Dinophyceae; Prorocentrales; Prorocentraceae.
AUGGCUCUUGAUGCGAAGAUGGACACGCUUUUGUCGCAGAUGGGUAUGGUGGUCGCUUCGGUGCAGAGACAUGACACUGCGUUGGCAUCGCUCACCAACGACAUGCAGGGCAUGCGCAACACCAUGGAGGAACAGAUCGCAGAGCAAGAUGGCAAGUUUGGCGCGAUGCAAGAACAGAUCGCCGCACUACGAGUUCAGCGUCCUGGCUCGCACGUGGUUGACGCUGAUGAAGACAUGAUCGACACCGGCCUGAAUAUCGAUCUGCUCGCGGCCAAGACGGAUGAGAAGAUUAGAAAGAUGGAGGGAUCCAUCGGUAAGUUCGCGGCCACGUAUGGCUAG